AUGGAAGACAGUGCACUAGCACGGAUCCUACCACAUGGUGACAUUAUCGCGAAAGAGCAGAAGAAAAACCAGGCCAGCCAGUUCCAAGGUCGACGACGGUUGCUUGCCACACAGCUGAGCCUCGUUGAGUAUUCCAAGGCCAGCCAACAACCGAACCAAACUCCGUCGGAACGGGUAUGCAUUUACGAGUACGAUUCCCGGCGACCGGGCGACUUUCCCGCCGACUCGCCGACCGACUCUCUGGAUUCUGGAAUGGGUGAGACCUCGACUAGUGAACUGCUUCCUCCGGGCUCCACAAACCUAGGGGGACAAAUUUACUCGUGA
Aspergillus aculeatinus CBS 121060 is the source of this 324-nucleotide messenger RNA. RefSeq lists its product as uncharacterized. The record is from RefSeq and is a predicted model, not a curated record. The coding region runs from base 1 to 324 and encodes 107 amino acids. NCBI's taxonomy places the organism in Eukaryota, Fungi, Ascomycota, Eurotiomycetes, Eurotiales, Aspergillaceae. The transcript is spliced from 4 exons.